Molecule: messenger RNA, 471 nt
Organism: Olea europaea var. sylvestris
Lineage: Eukaryota; Viridiplantae; Streptophyta; Magnoliopsida; Lamiales; Oleaceae
Product: polygalacturonase-like
Exons: 2
Coding region: 1-471 (156 amino acids)
Biological process (GO): carbohydrate metabolic process
Molecular function (GO): polygalacturonase activity
Source: RefSeq, a predicted model, not a curated record
AUGGAUUCAAACUCAGUUUUUCCAAGGAUUUCUCUACUUGUGUUUUUGUUCAUCUGUGCUGCUUAUAAUGCUGUUAAUGCAGUUAACGUUUUCAAUAUCAGAGAUAACAAUGGAAUUCCAGAUGGAAAAACCGAUAAUAGUCAGGCCUUGUUAAGUACGUGGGAAAAAGCGUGUAAAGUCGAUGGGGGUACGGUUUUAGUCCCGUCUGGUAUAUACUAUGUGAAAUCUGCACUGCUUCAAGGUCCAUGCAUUGGCCAAACAAUUUUCAGUGUAAUGGGAACUCUAAUGGCUUCUGCUUCUCCACUGACCCAAGAAAGUUGGAUCGAAUUUAAUCAAGUAGAUGGCUUGUCGAUUACUGGAAACGGCGUUUUUGAUGGUCAAGGAUCUUCGACUUGGGCUCAUAAUGGCAAUCACAAUGCUAAGGCUUCUUCUACUUGUACUGCUGUAAGUUAUUUCUCCAAUAACGUAUAA